CUUGGCAGCCCCGGGAAUGUUGGUUGCGGUCUUCCGUGCCCGCUCUGUGGGGCGGCAGGGUGGCGUUAAGGAAGUUUGUUUUGAGCUUAAGGGGGCUUAUUUUGACCUAAAGCGGAGGGACUGCCGAAAGCUCAGCAAAAGCUUCUUCAGAAGAGCCAUUAGCUGAGGGCAAGCAGCGUGAGCGAGCAGGCAGGGCAGCCUGACACCCUAAAGGCGGCCCUCCUCCUUUCUUAAAGGCUUGUGCUUCGCUGCUUUGAUUUCUGGGGCUUGUCCUGCCCCUUGUUUUUUCUCCCCCUGCGGUACGAAUGAACGUGGUGUUCUCAGGUCUGCGAGGACAGCCUCCUCGCUGGCUGGCUCUUCGGCCUGGGGAAAAGGCAGCAUGAAGAAAGGAGAGAAGAGAUACCAGAAUUUGCCUGUAAACGAGUGAAAAACAUCAUCGUGUGCCAGAAGGUCGUCUUUGAGAAAGCUGGCUGAGGCUGAAAAGCUCUGAGGAAUGGCUAUUGCAACAGCAGGGUCUGUAAAAAUAUACGUGGCUUUAAGGUCAAAUCCAGGACUUGGCUUUAAAAAAGUCGGGUAUCUUGGACAAAUAAGAGCUAUAUUUGCAUAUGGUGACACGAAGCGAGUAGUAAAUCUCGUGCUUCGGGCUGUAAACUGAUUACACGAGGAAGGAACUUUUCCCUCGGCGUUGCACAAGUUGUGGUGUUGUGCUUUCCUCCGGAGACCUCUGUUAUCUGCCAUUGCGUGGUAGGGGGGGAAGAAGAAACAGGGAAGGAAAAGCAGCUCUUGUCUCUGACCACUAGCCCGUGCAGUCUGCAGGCUGUUCCCAGGGCUAGCCUCGCCGUGCCACAGCUCCAGCUGCAGGUGCUGCUUUCCCCUGAGCAGAGCCACUCAGUUUUCGUGCUGGGUCCAGUAAAUCUGUGUGCCGGUGUCUCCAAGAUGUAGUAGCUGAGUCCCUGUUACUCAGAGGGUCUCCGUGCCGUAUGCUCGGUUGGAGACCUAGCCUCAGUUUUGGUGAGGGCUAAUAGAUCCUGGCAUCCAGUGGGCAGGCACAUGUCGUUGUUGAGAGAACAAGAAAGGAGGGCUGGUGGUGGAAGCUGGCUGGGCGAAACCUUUACAGGUUAUUAAAGGGAAGAGCAGCAGGUCCGUGUGGAAUACGGGCUUUUCUGCUGUGACCCUUUGGAACAGGGGUGGUGGAUUUCUUUGCCUCUCCUCUGCGGUCAGCGUGUGUGAGGUGUUGAAGUGUCCUGAAACGCAGCUCCCCCCGACUGACUUGUUGGCCACUGGUGUGAGCUGCAUCGAGCCCUGCUGUCAGCAGCGGCACCGUGAGAAGAAAAAUGACCUAAGCACCAUCCGACCUUUGUGGCCCAGGACAGGAGCAGGGUUGGAGCAUGGCUUUGCCUGGAAGCUCGCGGAGGCAGCCCGCAAACAGGGGCCUGGUGUCCCACUGCACUCACCACCACAUUGCUGUCUUCCUGCUCACCUUCUUCAGCUACUCCUUGCUCCACGCUUCCAGGAAGACAUUCAGUAAUGUCAAAGUCAGCAUUUCGAGCCAAUGGACGCCCUCCUGCCUAAACAGCACAGCCCUUGAGCUCCGGCCAUAUGAGCUCUGGAACAGCAGCCAUUUAUUUCCAAAUGCAGAAGAAGCAACUCUCUUCUUGGGAACAUUGGACACCAUCUUUUUGUUCUCCUAUGCUGUGGGUCUCUUUGUCAGUGGCAUUGUUGGGGAUCGCCUGAACUUACGCUGGGUUUUGUCUUUUGGCAUGUGUUCAUCUGCUCUGGUGGUAUUCUUCUUUGGCACGCUCACGGAAUGGUUGCAUUUCUACAACAAGUGGUUCUACUGCUGUCUCUGGAUUGUGAAUGGCUUGCUGCAGUCCACCGGUUGGCCCUGCGUGGUUGCUGUCAUGGGCAACUGGUUUGGAAAAGCUGGGAGAGGCUUUGUGUUUGGACUCUGGAGUGCCUGUGCAUCUGUGGGAAAUAUCCUUGGGGCAUUCCUUGCCUCCUGUGUUCUCAAAUAUGGCUAUGAGUAUGCUUUCUUGGUGACUGCCUCAGUCCAGUUUGCUGGAGGAGUCAUUGUCUUCUUUGGGCUCCUGACUUCACCAAAGGAAGUGGGCCUUCCUGAGCUUGGAGCAGACGAAGAAGGUAGUGUCGAGGAAGACGCCAACAGACCUCUAAUGGGUGAUGACGAUGUGGAUGAUGAUGACCGCAACUACUCCAUUCAAGCAGCUGACACUGACAGCCAGCCAAAGGCCAUUGGCUUUUUCCAGGCUUGUUGUCUUCCAGGUGUAAUACUGUAUUCUUUGGCCUAUGCCUGCUUGAAACUGGUGAAUUACUCAUUCUUCUUCUGGCUGCCCUUCUACCUCAGUAACAACUUUGGAUGGAAAGAAGCAGAAGCUGACCAGCUCUCCAUCUGGUAUGAUGUGGGAGGAAUCGUAGGUGGGACUAUCCAGGGCUUGAUUUCUGACGUGCUGCAGAAGAGAGCCCCAGUGCUAGCAAUUAGCCUGCUCUUUGCUGUAGGCUCCCUCUUUGGAUACAGCCGUUCUCCCAACAACAAACCUAUCAAUGCUGUGAUCAUGACGAUUACAGGAUUUUUCAUUGGAGGCCCUUCCAACAUGAUCAGUUCCGCAAUUUCUGCUGACCUGGGGCGUCAGGACCUGGUGAGAGGCAGCAGCGAGGCUCUGGCGACGGUCACGGGAAUUGUGGAUGGAACUGGCAGUAUUGGUGCUGCAGUGGGCCAGUAUUUAGUGUCCUUGAUCCAGGAGAACCUAGGAUGGAUGUGGGUUUUCUAUUUCUUUAUUCUAAUGACGAGUUCAACAAUCCUGUUCAUUUCACCGUUAAUAGUGAGGGAGAUCAGAUUGCUUCUGCAUGAGCGGCGCCUGCGGAUGCUGGCUGAGUGACUUCUGCUUGCCUCUGGGAGAACGGUUGUCUGGGCCUGACAGCUGGGACACUAAUCAGAUCUCUGGGAGACUCGUUUGUUUCAUCCUCCAGGUUUGGACGAACUCAAAAUAGCUCUGCGAGAUGUGAUUGACCUGCCUUUCCGAGCUCAAUAUCGAAGUACCAAAUACCCGUCCAGAGACCGUCCACAUCAUGGAGCUGCUGAUCUAAGCCAGACAAUCCCCGGGGCUGGUGGAUUGUCCCAGCCUACCAGACUCUUCCCUGCCAGCAGUCACACUGGGGCCUGCUGCUGGGUGGUCUCACUGCUAUACCCUUUCUUAUUUAUUUCUGGAUGUCCUGGCCAAAGGUCAGGUGUUUAAAACUGACAUUGGGAGGCUGUCUUGCAAUGAAUUUUGAUGCUUUGUUGUGCUGGCGAAAGCAUACACUGCAUUUCAUGGGUAGUCUAUGUAGCUUUUAGACAGGGCAAAACUACUUGGAAUUUGUGCUGUCCAAUUGUUUCAAAAAUACUGUUGCUAAAUCUCUGCAGAGAUGGACCUCUGCUAGCCCUAGCUAAUAACUCUCAUAUUCCAGUAGAUUUGCAUGGAGAGGUUAACUCCAUAUUUGUUUUUAGCAUUUUUUAUUAAUAUUACUACUAAUCUCUGGGAAAUGAGAUUUCAGUUUUUAAAUAUUUAAGCAGACAAAUAGCGUGCAAUACUUGGAUAAUGUUUUACUGUGAUCUCUGAGAAAAAGCCUUAACAGAUCCUUUGCCUCUAAAGGAACCUUGAAUGGCUUUGGGGAUCAGUAACGGGACACAAAUACUUUCACUACCAGUUUGUUUUUUGAACUUUGAUCAAUACUGACCAAAAUGGGAUUGUCUGGUGACACUGAAGAAUUUGGUGUCACUGAUUUCAUUCUCAUGAGGCAACUGCUUUUAUCUCCAGCAAGGGAAAAAUCAGAACUGAAUUAAAUGAAUUUAAGGGACCUGGCUGCUCUCAGACAUGGGCUUCCAGACAGGGACGGAAGCUUCCUCGUGGAACAGUAUCAAGAAGCAAGUGCUGCUGUCUCCCAUGUUCCUCUGCCUAUGGCUGCACAGGGGACCUCAGACUCCAGCGUUUUGAAGCUGAGCUGUAUCUUGAAGAGGAAAAUAGAUGCAAGUGAGCUCAGAAAACGUGACUGCACUUAGUAUGGGAGUAUUUGAGCAUUUCGCAGUAAUGCGGUAAGCAGGGAAGCUGGCUGACACCUCUAACAUUUGUUGGUGCUGUUAAUGGGAUCACUGAAUAACUUCUCAACAAAUUGUUUUCUGCUUUUGCCUUGGGAUGUUUCAGCAGAACUUCUGAUCAAGUACUCGAUCCAGCUAGUCAGCGAUGCCUGGACGGGGGGGACGAGGGCGCAAAAAUUCUUGGAACUGAAAAUCUGAAACGUUUUUUAAUGGGAAAAGUUGCCUUUUUAAAAUGUACGGUGAUUUGUUUUUUAAUUUAUGAAUGUCAAUUUUUAGUCAUGUGACGAUUGUAACGAGUGGAGCGUUAUUAGUGCCUUACGGUCUUACUGUACGGAACGGUUGCUUGGUGAUUGCUGCUUCUGCAGUGGUGGCUCUGUGCACAGCUUUGCUUACCGGGAAACUCGGUUGCUUCAUUUUUACACUUUUUUUUUUUUUUUUUUAAGAAUCUUUUUCUUUCUUGGUGGAGGUGAUUCUUGCAUUUUUGGCUAAUCCUCAGAAUUUCAGUGCUUGGGAAAAUGAUGGCAUUAAUCUGACAGGGGACCUGAAAUCCUGUUCUUGUCUCUUCUCAUUCCUAUUCCAAUUUUGCCUGUAUAAUUAGAGCAGCGGACUGAGAAUCUCUCACCGUGUCCUCAGAAUUAUGCCCUGGGGCUGCCGUUCACAUCCCAAGCUACUCAUUAGCCCCCGUGCAAAUAGAAUCAAAACUCCCUGAAAUUUGGUUCCAGAAUUGAUGGCGGCACCGUUUGCCCCGGCCGUGGUGUCUGAGACUCUCCGGUUUCAAAUUCCAGCCUGGAUGGGCUUUGUGGCCGGCCGGGCGCUAGAUAAGCUGCUGAUGAAAGGUGGGGUGGGAAAGGGACGUCGCCGGGGGCGGCGGGGAGGCAGGCCCCUGUAACAAAUGGCUUCCUGUAAACAGUUCUGUCCCCUCUGGAGAAGCGUCAGAUGUGCUGCGAGCUCUGCAAGCACGAGCUGCCCAGCAGCUCGCCUGUACGUGUGCCGCUGCUCUGAGGCCCCUGUCAAUUAGCCGGGCAUUCCCCUGGCUUCGGGAUUUUUGUUGUUGUUGUCGUCAUCGUCAUCCUGCGUUUUGGGUUCUGUGUAUUUCCUCAAGGUGCUCAGGCAGAGAACGGUUUUCAAUCUGAUAAUGUCCAAAAUGAUCUCAUAAAUAAACUUAAUCUGACUUGA
Cygnus olor (mute swan) is the source of this 5266-nucleotide messenger RNA. It is a transcript of the gene SLC37A3, whose product is annotated as solute carrier family 37 member 3. The record is from RefSeq and is a predicted model, not a curated record. The coding region runs from base 1389 to 2894 and encodes 501 amino acids. NCBI's taxonomy places the organism in Eukaryota, Metazoa, Chordata, Aves, Anseriformes, Anatidae. Gene Ontology annotation, biological process: transmembrane transport. Gene Ontology annotation, cellular component: endoplasmic reticulum membrane. The transcript has 15 exons. Gene Ontology annotation, molecular function: transmembrane transporter activity.